Molecule: messenger RNA, 633 nt
Organism: Biomphalaria glabrata
Lineage: Eukaryota; Metazoa; Mollusca; Gastropoda; Planorbidae
Exons: 3
Coding region: 32-373 (113 amino acids)
Source: RefSeq, a predicted model, not a curated record
ACAGUCAGGUGAUGACAGAUGUACAGUUCGUAUGCAAAGUUCACUAACUCUCAAAGCAAAGAGAGAUCAUCAAAAUAUUUCUCUGACAUGUUUUGUUAUCAAUCAAGAUUCUACUGCACCAGACACUUGUAGUGUAACAGAUUUGUGCGCACAAACUAACCCAGCAGUAGUGACUUGUGUUAUUUUAUCAGCAAUCAUAGUUAUACAAUUUGCUGCCAUCAUCUUUCUCAUGCUAAAAGGUCAAGGUAUUCAUCUGACUGAAAUAAAAUCGUCCCCAACAGAACCACAAAAUUAUGAUCCGCCAAACAUAGAACCUCAAUAUGACUGUAUUGGAAAUAAUGGUUAUUCAAAUAAUUAUAUAACUGCUAUAUAAGUUCACAGAGAGAGAGAGAGAGACAGAGAGAGACAGAGAGAGAGAGAGAGAGAGAAAGAGAAGGGAUAAUGGAUUUAUUAAUAAUGUAUCGCGUUCGUUAAAAGGCAAAUGAACUUUCUUUUUAUUGUUAACUUUUUCAUUGAUGCAUCUGUACAUUUGCUUAAUUAAUUGAAAUGACACCAAUUAAAAUAUGUAUUAAUUUAAUGUCAAAAUAAUGAUUGGAGCAUACAUGUUGGCCUACUUUGACAUUAGUCCUGUUA